AAGCAAGAAGAAAGAAUGGCAGGAAGAGAUGGAGUGAAAUUGCUUGGAUACUGGGCGAGCCCUUUUACCCUCAGAGUCGAGUGGGCUCUGAAACUGAAAGGGGUCGAAUACGAGUACUUUGAAGAGGAUCUCCCAAACAAGAGCCCAUUGCUUUUGCAGUACAAUCCGGUUCACAAAAAAAUUCCGGUUCUGGUUCAUUAUGGUAAGCCACUGGCAGAGUCGCUGGUGAUAAUCGAAUAUAUUGAUGAGACAUGGAGGCAAUACCCUCUGCUCCCACAAGAUCCCCUUGAGAAGGCCAAGGCUCGUUUCUGGUCCAAGUUUGCUGAUGACAAGUGUGUGCCAGCAAUCUUUGGUACAUUCACCAAUGUAGGGGAGGAGAAGAAGAAAGCUGCAAACGAAGCUCGAGAAAAUCUGAAGACCCUAGAAAGUGGUCUCGAGGGCAAGCGCUUCUUUGGAGGUGAAACAAUAGGUUUUGUGGACAUUGCUGCUGCUUGGUUGGGAUGCUGGGCUCGUAUGGUUGGGGAAAUUGUGGAUGUAAAACUCGUAGACGAAGAGACCAUGCCUGAGCUCUGUGCUUGGUUAGAAAAUGUUCUUGAAGCUCCCAUAAUCAAAGACUGUAUGCCGCCUCGAGACAGAUUGCUAGAGCACAACAAAGGCUUCCACAAGAUGUUGAUGGCUGCAGCAUCUACUUGAAGUUUUAUCCCUCGAUUUUUAAAAAGACAGUUAAUUUGAGUGGCUGCAUAUGGUUUAUGCAUGAUGUUUGUUAAAAUUAGUGCCUAUGUAUAGUUAGUUUAUGUAUGAUGUAUGUUAAAAUGAGUGCCUGCAUAUGGUUAUGUAUGAUAUGAUCCUUUGGUUUCAAUAAAAGAUUUCAAAUGUAGCUUUAUCUAUA
Messenger RNA from Ilex paraguariensis (yerba mate), 889 nucleotides. The record is from the annotation of a GenBank genome assembly. NCBI's taxonomy places the organism in Eukaryota, Viridiplantae, Streptophyta, Magnoliopsida, Aquifoliales, Aquifoliaceae.